Messenger RNA from Drosophila takahashii, 1308 nucleotides. Its product is annotated as DDB1- and CUL4-associated factor 8-like. The record is from RefSeq and is a predicted model, not a curated record. Gene Ontology annotation, molecular function: protein binding. Lineage: Eukaryota; Metazoa; Arthropoda; Insecta; Diptera; Drosophilidae. Gene Ontology annotation, cellular component: Cul4-RING E3 ubiquitin ligase complex; cytoplasm.
AUGAACGUCGACGAAGAAGUUUUGACCAGUGAGUCAUCAUCCACUUCCAACAUACAGGACGACAGAAGUUCCUUAGAAUCCUCGGAUUGGGAUGAACAUUAUUCAUUUAGCACGGAGGAAAAUCCCUCUAAUAACGACAUCGAUCGCGAUCGGUCGUUUCAGCGGUCUGAUGACAAGGAGAGCAAGCAAUUUCAGAGGAUUGUAGGCGAAUCCAAGCCAGUGUACACUUGGAACUGCGAUAGGGAGCUGAUGCAUCGGGAGCACAACAUCAUUAAUCGCAUUGGAUGGCGUGGUGGCCACACCUCUGACCAGAGCUUUGGCCAGGGAUUUGCCGGAUCCCGCCAGGCUGUGGAACAUUUAACCCUACUGAAGACACUGAAGCACGGUUCCGCCUUCAGCCUUAACUUCAACCGGGAAGGCAACUUGAUUAUCUCCAGCACACAGUCUAAAAUCGUCAUCUGGGAUUGGGCGAAUAAUAAGGUGCUACACAAAUUUCGUCCUGACCCCAAGAACUACAUCUAUAAGGCCAAGUUUAUAAGCAGCCACGGUUGUCUGGACAUCGUGUGUUGGACCUACGAGGGCCUGGUUAUUCGGUCGCUCAUCCCACCCUCCGGAGGAGCACCCAAAUCCGAGUGCCUCUUCAGCCAUAGCGACCUUCAAGAGAACUGCAUACAUCAGAUUGUGAUAGUGCCGCAAAAUCGUGACGAGAUUAUGAGCGCUUGUCAAGAUGGAACCAUUAGGAUAUUCGAUCUCCGCACCCCCAGUACGAAAGAAACAAUUUUCCACGUCCGUAAGGACGAAAAUGAUACAGCUUUGCGCAGCAUAGCCCAUCAUCCGAUUGCCCCGGAAUUUUGUGUCGGCGCAAACGAUAAUGUGGUGCGCGUUUAUGACAGGCGCCAGCUCACAAAGCCUAUUUACAAAAUGACCCCGAAUAAUUCUUGUGACUGUCCGACUGUCCACAGCGUCGUUUACAACCACAACGGCAGUGAGAUUUUGGCUUCCUUCAACGAUGGGAAAAACUUUCUUCUCGACAGUCGAAACUGCAGGGAAGACGGUUUUCUGCACUGCUAUUAUGAGGAUUUAGACCGAGUACAUUUCUUCGGACCCCGUUCGCAGUACAUUGUCGGCCGCAAUUCAACGAAUAUAUUUUUCUGGGACAAAAAUACGGAGGAAGUCAUCUGCGGUAAUGCUGGCCCGGAGGCCAGUUAUUUGGGACACCUGGAGGUGCACCCGAUGUUGCCUGUCUUGUCUACUAGUUAUAAUAACUCAGGCAUACAUAUAUGGAUCCCGAAUGGCCUGAACUUGUAG